GCAAUCGAGUAACUGCGGGAGUUGCAAUUUGUUUUGGUAAAAGUGUGGUGUUUCAACUUGAGAUCAGCAAUGAAGAAUUUCAUAGUAUUUUCGCUCUCUGUUUUUCUUAUAUUAAACACUGGACAGUCCUCGUCUGAGUUCUAUUUUCCCAAAGAGAGCCUUGGCGACGUGGACUCAUGGAACGAUGGCGGCGUGGAUAAGAAGUCGGAAUCAAGUUCAUCCAGUUCGUUUAGCUCGUCAAGCUCAUCCAGUUCGUUCACCUCGUCAGGCUCAUCGAGUUCGUCGGAUUCAUUUCAUGAGAAGGUUGAAGUGUACGAAAAAAACACUGACGAAAAGGGAACGCAUGAAGUAACGAAGAUUCGCGAACGAAAGAAGCCAACAGGAGGGAAUGAAACCUCCAGUAGUAAAGUUAUCGAAGUGUUUCGAUAUCCUAAUGGAACGAUUCGUCGAAAGGUGAAAAACAAUGGGCCUGCAAUGAAGGCUGAAUGUACCAAGAACGAUGACUGCAGUGCUGAUAAGUUCUGUAGCAAACUCAGUUAUCAGUGUCAGCAAUGCCUUGAUGGGUUUGGUUGUUUUAAUGAUGACCAGUGCUGUGGCAAAAAAGUUUGCAAAUUUGGCCAGUGUGCAGAUGAACCAGAGCAUACAGGGCUGGCCAACUCUCCAUGCGAUUAUGACAGCCAGUGCAAGUCAGGCCUUUUCUGCUCAGUGCGUGUGUUUGAAGGUGGAAAGUGCAAAGAUGUUAGAACAGAGGGACAGUCAUGCAGCAGAGGGAUUUUUUCAAGAAAUCCACCCAGAUGUGCUGAGGGUUUGGAGUGCAGAAGGACUGGUGGCUUCCCCUUUUCCUCCUACAAGUGCCUGAAAGAAGGAAGUGUGGAAGAUAAAUCAACCAAAUCAUCUUUUGAUUGGUUUCACGAUAAUGACUUCUUUCCCUUUAAAAAGUAGAGCUGGUCGUGUUCUUUUCCCUCAUAUUGAAAAUUUAACUGAAGACACCAAAUAAUCCUCAGAAAUUGAGAAAUUUGAGAAAAGAGCGAAAUCUGAGCCAUGGCAAUUUGAUUUUCUUUGAUAAAUUAUCAGGGCUAUACCGUUUUUACUAGAAUAGUGUGUAGCUGUAAUUUGGUAUCCAGAACUAGGGGUUAAACUGUUGUUACGAGCUACGUUACUUAUAUCUGUAGUACCCCAAGGUGCGGUUACUAAACAGAAAUGGCUCUGCAUAGAUAGGUGGCUUCACAUAUUUCACAAUGUUAGCUUCAGGCUUAGAAAUUUUAUUUAUUGUGACCUAGUGGAAGUUUAUAAACACUAUGUCCUCCGAGUAAGAUUAUUAAAGAUGUUUUAAAAUGAGAA
This is a messenger RNA of Pocillopora verrucosa, 1341 nucleotides long. RefSeq lists its product as uncharacterized. Gene Ontology annotation, molecular function: co-receptor binding; receptor antagonist activity. The record is from RefSeq and is a predicted model, not a curated record. Gene Ontology annotation, biological process: negative regulation of canonical Wnt signaling pathway. Lineage: Eukaryota; Metazoa; Cnidaria; Anthozoa; Scleractinia; Pocilloporidae.